Messenger RNA from Lolium rigidum, 385 nucleotides. RefSeq lists its product as uncharacterized. The transcript has a single exon. NCBI's taxonomy places the organism in Eukaryota, Viridiplantae, Streptophyta, Magnoliopsida, Poales, Poaceae. The record is from RefSeq and is a predicted model, not a curated record. The coding region runs from base 2 to 385 and encodes 127 amino acids.
AAUGGAGGUUCAGCCUCGAGAAGAGGCUACCGCCAAGGAAACAAUCUGUCCAGUGGAGGUUCAGCAGCCUGGAGGAGAGCCUACUACCCCCAAGAUAACAAGCACAAAAGAGAUCACGAGCGACGAGCUCGUGUUGAAGCUCUGCAAGUACCUCCUACUGCUGGCCUCGCUAGUGGCCACGGUGACGUAUGCCGUGGGUUUCAACCCGCCCGGAGGCGUCUGGCAGGAUACACCGGCCGGCAAGCUCGCCGGCGAGCCCAUCAUCCGGGACACCCACUACCGCCGGUACCUGAUUUUCUUCUACUCCAACGCUGCAGCGUUCGGCUCUUCGCUCGUGGUCGUCGUCCUUAUGCUCCUCCUCGACUUCCUUUACAAGAACUGUUAG